AUGCCCGAACAGGAACUGCCUCUUUUCGAUUACAACGAAGUUCAAAUCGGGGAAGCACUCGGUUCUUAUGAAUAUCUGCUGACCCAGGACAUGGUCGACUUGUACCGUCGAGCUGUGGACGACCCCGAUGCGGUGUUCCCUACCAUCGCGGUGAAGCACGACGCAACCUCGUUGGCGAUGGCCUAUGACGACCAGACCGGCGGUGUCAACGCCGGUAACGAGAUCGAUUUGCACAAUACGCCGAUUCCGGGGAAAAAAAUCCGCGUUACGGGGCGUAUUCAUGACAAAUAUAUCCGACGCGAUAAGCCGUAUCUGGUCAUAGAGGCCACCGCUAUGGAUGAAGACGGCCGGCUGAUCGAAAAAAUGCGCACCUACCAGCUCAAAAAACCGGAGGAAUUGGGAAAGAAAUGGCAUCCGCAAGGUUAG
Molecule: messenger RNA, 426 nt
Organism: Geodia barretti
Lineage: Eukaryota; Metazoa; Porifera; Demospongiae; Tetractinellida; Geodiidae
Source: the annotation of a GenBank genome assembly